AUGCGAUCUUUUGUUGCCGUUGCCUGCUUCUUGGCUGCUUUCGCUGCCGCCACCCCGGUUGACUUGCAAGUCCGUCAGGUGUCUUCCAGCGUUCAAGCUGCAUCAGGCCAUGACGCCUCACAUUCGAGCACGACCAACAGCAGUCCAUUCGGAUACUCUCACCAUGAGGCCAACAGCGAAAGCUCCUACAACCGAUACAGCUCGGUGACCAACUCCAUGGCACCGGUCUUCGGCACCAUUGGCCAGAUCCAGAACCUGAUGUCGCAAGGCAGCUUCUCUCAGUCUUCUGCCAUGAGCUACAUGUCUCGUCUCGCUCAGCAACUUCAGCCUGCUCUUAACGGCAUGCGUGGAUGUGAUUGUCUGCAAGACCCCACAGUUGUGUCCUCCUACAACCGCAUGUUCAGCCAGCUUUACCAGCUCUUCCAAAGCUUCCAGUCCCAAUACGGCCAGAGCUACAACCAAGUCAUCGCCCCCUUCAACGGCCUGUACAACAGCUUCUCCCAGUUCGCUUCCGAAUCUCACCAAUCCCAGUCCUUCAGCCAGUUCUCAAGCUCCUUCAACCCCUUGGUCAACAUGCUCGGAAGCGUCAACCCUUCCUUCAGCACCCUUGGUCAAUUCUAGACACUCUCAUUUCUUCCCCCUCCCGUGGUGAUUUUGUGGUCUUGUCAUCCUCUUCUCGCUUCACCCAUGUCAUAGGUCUUCACAGUCUUCGCGUUGUAGUCCAAUCUCUCUCAUUCGUUUGAUGUUUGUCUGUGGUCUGUCAUCGACGUGACAUGCUUCUUCUUAGCCAGUCGGUUCAUCACUGUCUAUUCUUUCAUUCCUGUCGGUUGGGAUUGUAAUACAAUCUUUCAGUGAACAGUACCUCUUCCGUCCCCCGUCACCCUGAGAAGAGCCAGCCAUGAAGAUUUAUGAAGGAACAUCGUACGCUGCUGGUUGUAAGCAAUGAUCGAAU
This is a messenger RNA of Puccinia graminis f. sp. tritici CRL 75-36-700-3, 952 nucleotides long. RefSeq lists its product as uncharacterized. The transcript is spliced from 5 exons. The record is from RefSeq and is a predicted model, not a curated record. NCBI's taxonomy places the organism in Eukaryota, Fungi, Basidiomycota, Pucciniomycetes, Pucciniales, Pucciniaceae. The coding region runs from base 1 to 621 and encodes 206 amino acids.